AUGCCAAGAAGAAAGAGAGCUUCGAGUCCAUUUGAUCCGUUCGACGAUGACUUCGACGAGGAUGCCAGCUCCCAAAGUUCCAAAAACGGAAAUCCACCAGUGCAACGAAACGCUGCCAAUGCUCGAGAGAGAGCACGAAUGCGAGUAUUGUCUAGCGCUUUUGGACGACUCAAAACAAAACUACCGAACAUUCCACCGGACACAAAACUAUCCAAAUUGGAUACACUACGCCUAGCCACGAUGUAUAUCAAACAGUUAAAGGUGCUAGUUGAGGGUGGCACAACAAGUUCAGAUAAUAUGGAAGCAAUGCAAGAGUCAUCGGGGAUUUUCAAUAUGCAGGGUGUUCCACAAAGCAUGACUUGGCCCUUUGGCUUCCAUCAUAUGCAAAGUAACAGUAAUAAUAGUAGUAGUCGACUACAAACACUGCAAUACCCCCCCUCCGAAUGGAAUCACACGCGUAACACUUAUUCCAAAUAUGGACGUAUGAGUAACAGUAAUGCCGGCAGCCACAAUAGCAAUUAUCAACAAGAUUCAAAUAUUUUGCAUUCGCACCAUUGGUAUACGACAGAAGAGCCAAUGACAGAGGACAUCAGCAUAAAUAACAACAAUUGUGCCUUUUUCGAAUCACAAUCGGAACAUCAUUUCAAACAAAAUCAUGAUAUUCCACAGGCUCAUCACCAACUAUUUCACACAAAUCAUUCAAAUAUGCAAAGUUCGAUACGAUAAAUAAGUACAGUGCCUGCCCUGCAUAUAUAAUUAUUAUACGCAUUCAAUUUCCUCGUAUUUGUAGUAAAACUUAUGAGUAGAACUUCAUAGAUAUUUAAGAGUAUGAUAUUGGAUAGUCUAAGAAGUUCGGUAACAAAUUGGAGUAAAGUUAAAAUAAUUUUUUUUCUGAGU
Anastrepha obliqua is the source of this 897-nucleotide messenger RNA. It is a transcript of the gene HLH54F, whose product is annotated as neurogenic differentiation factor 1. Bases 1 to 726 code for a protein of 241 amino acids. The transcript has 3 exons. Gene Ontology annotation, biological process: regulation of transcription by RNA polymerase II; developmental process. Gene Ontology annotation, molecular function: RNA polymerase II transcription regulatory region sequence-specific DNA binding; DNA-binding transcription factor activity, RNA polymerase II-specific; protein dimerization activity. The record is from RefSeq and is a predicted model, not a curated record. Lineage: Eukaryota; Metazoa; Arthropoda; Insecta; Diptera; Tephritidae.